Molecule: messenger RNA, 1302 nt
Organism: Leptomonas pyrrhocoris
Lineage: Eukaryota; Euglenozoa; Kinetoplastea; Trypanosomatida; Trypanosomatidae
Exons: 1
Coding region: 208-1302 (364 amino acids)
Molecular function (GO): protein binding
Source: RefSeq, a predicted model, not a curated record
GCAACGUCAACAUUCUGCUGACCAUUCCUUCGGUGGAACGAACUCGAAGGAAAUAAUAAGCACGCCCGCACACACACGCACACAAACACACGUUGUCAACGUUUUGAAUUGAACGUUGGCGCACCACACGCUACGCGAAAAGGGGAAAAUAAAACUGGGUCCUCUUAUCUUAAGCAUACCUAAUCCUAGCUUUUAAAAAAAGAAACAAUGAGCAGCACGUCACAGCCCGUCGUGAAGCCGUUCACGUACUUGCGCAUUCCGCACGACGCUCAAGAGCCGGUGCAAGAGCUGCGCUUCAACGGCAACAGCGAGGAGGAACUCUGUGGCACCUUGACACGGUACUUCCGUCGCUCUCUGCUCUCCGAGGACCAGAAGACAGACAUGGGCCGCCACCUUGUUGCGAAGGCCAGCGAAAGCGCCAAGAAGCACGCCGUCAACGGCGGUGCAGCUGAGGGGUCGACGGAGGCGUCGGAGAAGCAGCAGGCGGCGAUGAUUGAGCACUACCUCGACCAGGCCUCCUACGAGAUCAUCCCCGUCACCAUGCCGAUGCGCACCACCGGCUACAUCGGCACGUCGCUCUACAUCGACGACAGCGGUGCCUUCAAGGACUUGCCGCUGAACUACCGGGCGAGCAAACUGGCCCAGCGCGACAUCCGCGGCGACGCGUUUCUCUUGUCGAACCACGACGACCCCGCCCUGGAGGAGUGGGGCCGCGUCGACUGCCCUCUGACGCGCUACGACGAGCUCCUCGCGCACCCAUCGCAGGUCUCCUACGACCCGUCUAACCAGGCACAAAUGGCACAAGCGGCGAUGCUGCGCGAGGCGGAGACGAAGACGAUCAGCCCCGAGAACUACGAGAAGGCGCAGCAGGCCAAAGAGGACGGCAAUAAACUGUUUGCCGCGGGUGAUCUUCAGGCGGCAGUGCAGGCCUACAGCAUGGCGAUUGACUUGACAGAGGGCCGACGUGAUCUGCUGCCUGACGAGGCAGCCGCAACCCAGCUGCGCCUCUCCGCUCUGCUGAAUCGCUGUCUCUGUCUCACUCGGCUGAAGAAGUGCUCGGAUGCGGUGGUGGACGCGCGGACCGCCGUUGCCCUCGAUCCAAGCUCCCUGAAGGCCUACUAUCGCCUCACGUAUGCGCUGUGUGGGGCACAAGAGUUUAAAGCCGCUGCGGAGGCAUGCGCAGCCUACGAAAAGCUCGGGGGAGGUGAAGAGGACGUCGGUGCGAUGCGCACCACCAUCGCCACCGGCGAGGCGGAAGUCACGAAGGCGCAGAAGCAGAUGUUCUCCAAGAUGUUCCGCUAA